AUGGCGCAGGCAACAUUCACCGGCCACGAUGAAGCCGUGCUGCGAUUCCGAUUGGCGAGCGGCCGCCUGAUACCUUCCGUGGGCCUCGGCACCUGGAAAUCUGAUAACCCAAAGGACUCUGUUUUUGCCGCCAUAGUCGAGUCCGGCUACCGGCACGUGGACACGGCGGCGCAGUACGGUGUUCAGGACGAGGUUUGCUUUAUUUUUUUUGGCGGGAAAAAGGAAGGCGCGUGCACGGAUUUAUCACCCGAGAGGGUUCGUCCGGCGCUUGUGAAAACACUUAAGGAAUUAGGGCUUGAUUAUCUCGACCUCUAUCUCAUACACUGGCCAUUUCGGCUUAGAGAUGGAGCUAGCAGGCCUCCCAAAGCAGGUGACGUUUUGGAUUUCGACAUGGUAGGAGUUUGGAGGGAAAUGGAGAAGCUGGUGAAGGAAAAUCUUGUACGGGAUAUCGGCAUUUGUAAUUUCUCUAUGAAGAAGCUCGAUAAGCUGCUGAGUUUUGCCGAGAUCAAACCUUCCGUGUGCCAAAUGGAAAUGCAUCCCGGGUGGAGGAACGACAAGAUGCUCGAGGCCUGCAAGAAGAACAACAUUCACGUCACUGCGUAUUCGCCUUUAGGCUCACAGGAAGGCGGGCGGGACCUAAUCCACGAUCCGAUCGUUGAAAAAGUAGCGAAAAAGCUUAACAAGAGUCCCGGGCAAGUGCUCGUGAGGUGGGCCAUCCAGAGGGGAACCAGCACAAUCCCGAAAUCGAACAAUCCCGAGAGGAUCAACGAGAAUAUACACGUUUUCAAUUGGGUUUUGCCAGAUCAGGAUUUUCAAGCUCUUUGCACAAUCCAGGAUCAGAAGCGUGUUUUGGAUGGUGAGGAACUUUUCGUGAACAAGACGGAUGGACCUUUUAGAAGCGUGGCCGACUUGUGGGACCAGGAGGACUGA
This is a messenger RNA of Striga hermonthica, 930 nucleotides long. Lineage: Eukaryota; Viridiplantae; Streptophyta; Magnoliopsida; Lamiales; Orobanchaceae. The record is from the annotation of a GenBank genome assembly.